Molecule: messenger RNA, 669 nt
Organism: Rotaria socialis
Lineage: Eukaryota; Metazoa; Rotifera; Eurotatoria; Philodinida; Philodinidae
Source: the annotation of a GenBank genome assembly
AUGGAAAACAAAAUCAUAAUUUCUCGUCGUGUUGCUAUGGUUUACGAAAUAGUUUCUUUCAUUAAAUUUUUAUUUGGCAAUAGGAUGAUUUUUAUUAUUAGCCUAGUUUUUAUUUUUCUUCAUACCUUUACUAAUAUUCAUUCGAAAUUGAUUACUUAUACAUUAUAUCAAACAAAUGACAUUUGCCAACAUAAUUGGAAAGGAUCAAUUUGUUUACCUAUCUUUCCUUUGAAUAAAACAAAUCAACCAUUAUCAAUAGAACUCGAUAUUAAUAACGUAGAUCAAUGCCCAUUGAAAAUACUUGUUUAUAUCCGUAGUCGUCAAUGUAUUUAUUGUCCUAGAAAUCUUCAUCAUAAAAAUUGUAAUCAUCAACGAAUACGACGAAUGAUAUCAACAAAAAAAGAAUAUAUUCAACGAAAUCAAACAGCUCUUAUUGGCAUUAGCCUUCUCAGUAUUCUUAUUAUCGGAAGUCUAUUCACUCUACUGUUUAUCAAACGCUCACAAGCACAUACGAAUCUCCUUGAAUUAUUCAAUCAACAAGAUAAUUCUAAUUCUAAUAUACAAUCUGUAAAUCAUAUAAAAUUACAUGCAAAUAUUAAAUCAGCUCAAAUGAAUCCGCCACAACCAAUUCGAUUGCAUAUUCCAAAUAAAGUUAAAACGACGAAAUAA